This is a messenger RNA of Nakaseomyces glabratus, 3054 nucleotides long. It is a transcript of the gene GCR1, whose product is annotated as transcription regulator GCR1. NCBI's taxonomy places the organism in Eukaryota, Fungi, Ascomycota, Saccharomycetes, Saccharomycetales, Saccharomycetaceae. Gene Ontology annotation, molecular function: RNA polymerase II cis-regulatory region sequence-specific DNA binding; DNA-binding transcription factor activity, RNA polymerase II-specific. Gene Ontology annotation, biological process: positive regulation of ribosomal protein gene transcription by RNA polymerase II. The record is from RefSeq and is a predicted model, not a curated record.
AUGAACUUUCUUGGACUAUCGCCGAUUACAAAAGGUGAUACUACGAAUGUAUCAAAAACCAAUAAAGCUGAUGAAGAGUCUGUUUCUAAUUUGAAUAGGGGUAUGUCAGCACCAAGCUUGAGUACAUCUAUAUUUGCUAUGCCUAGAACUAUUCCAACAACUAAUAAUGACAAACAGAAGCAAAACUGGAAUGUAAUAUCUGAAAACCAAACAAACCCAGCUCAAGAGACUAUCGAUGCUAGGAAAUUCAAUGAAGAUGCAACCUCGCCUAAACAAGUCGACAUUACUAACAAUAAAUUAAAAUCAUUAUUAUUAAAACAGGAGGAACAUUCGAAUAUAAAUUCAGCUGAUACUACGACAAACUUCUAUGCCAUAUCACAAUAUAUUCUCCAAUCAUAUUUCAAGGCGAAUUCAAGUGACUUAGCAUCUUUAAAAUUAGUGGACUUAAUAGUCGAUCAGACAUAUCAAGAUUCAUUAACGUUGCGAAAAUUAAAUGAAACUACAGCAAUGCAACCGUACCAAUAUUUCAACACAGUGUCCAGAAACCCUGAUAUCUCAAGAUGCCCAAUAUUUGCGCUAGCAGUGUAUUUUGUGAUUAGAUGGAGCCAUCCCAAUCCGCCAAUUACAAUUAACAACUAUCAUUUAAUUUCACUUUUAGAUUCCAACUUUAUUGAUCCAAAUGCGAAACUAGUGAAUAACGAAAAUCCAGAUCACCAGCAGUUAAGUCAAAAUACUAAAAUUCUUAGAUCUGAAAUUUUCCACCCAUCUCCAGAUAUGAUUGAGUUAGUUUUCCCAUGGCUACCAGCUCUUAAACAGGAUAUGUUAUUAAUAGACAGGACAAACUACAAAUUGUUUUCUCUCUGUGAACUGUUCGAGUUCAUGGGCAAGGUAAUAAUACAAGAUUUACGGUACCUAAGUCAGCAUAGCAUGCUACUGCCUAAAAUUGUGGAAUUUAUAUCAAAAUUCAUUCCUGAACUUUUUGAAAAUGAGCAAUUCAAAUCAAGCUCAGAAGAUGAAUUUAUGAUGGAAAGACAGGGCUCGGAUUUUCAACCCAAUUCCUACGAUACAAACCUACAGAGCAUUUCAAGAGAAGGAACACAAAAUGGAUAUAUUAAUAAUAGCGUUCUAGAAAAGAUGAUAGAAUCUCAGUUCGUUUCACUGUCAAAAAAAUUGACCACAGAAAACAUAAGACUAAGCCAAGAAAUAACGCAGCUGAAAUCUGACCUAAAUUCUGUGACUUCCAUGUGUAAUCAAAUCUUGCAACUUCAAAGGAAGAUUGCUAAUGGUGAAAACCAAACUAGAGAUAGAAGCAUGGGAAACUCAGUUAAUGGGGAAGGAAACAUUAUUAUUUUAGACAAAAAUGCAUUAAAUUCCCAGCUCAUUAAUCAGUUGGUUCACUCAGCAGAUGAUACCUCCCAACAGAAGGGGCUAGAAAGUUCACAAUUGGCACCAAUUGGAACAUUCAACUCUCUUCAAAGUAAGCUACAGAAUUCUGAAGCUCAAAAAAGGAAGCUACCAUUUCCGAGUCAUCAGGCUGCUACUAGCAAUAUCGUAAAUGUGCCUAUGAAUAAUGCAAACGGUGGGGCUAGUCCAUAUUCUCCUUCCAUAAAUAUGCAGCCUGACUCACCUUAUAACAAGAGGUAUAGACUGGAGGAUAAAUCAACACCCUCACAAAAUGCACUUGAUUCAUUGCUAUCUAAGUCUGUUGCAAGUCCAAGAGUUGGAGGAUCUAGCGUUAACGGAUCUAACAUUAUGGAUUCCCCUCGUAGUAAUAGGAACAAUUCUAUUGAUAAAAAAUUUUUCAUGACAGGUCAAUAUAACUCACCUGGUGGAAAUCAAGGUACGUUCACAGAUGGAAGUUUUAAUCGUAUUUUAAGCGAUAUUCCAUACAAAGCAGCCUCAAGAGAGGAAACUAUAAUCAAGCCAUUAUCACCAAAUGUCCCAAUACUGCCUGUCAAUACCACAAUUUCACAUAGAAGACAGCAAGGUGCUCUAAAAAAACUUGUUGAAAGGCCUACGUUACCUAUAACGGAGUCAACCACUAGUUUACCACCAUCUCCUGAUGCUCAAUCAGCCAUAGACAGCAAUCAAUUACCUAAACCUCAAUUAGCAUCAAGAGCUAGCACCAUUGUAGAUCCUGAUUUAUCAGUCGAAGUCAUGCAUACUAUACCCGCCCCUGGACAUUCCAAUUUACAACAUACUCUGGAAAAAGGAUAUGAAGGGAAAUCAUCAAGGGAUGAUAUAGAAAAGAAUAAGAAAAUGGAAACACAAAAAAGGAGAAAAGGAGAUGGGGCUUCUAAACCAGAACACUUGCCACCUCUCAAAUACAAAUUGUCUAGAGACAAUAAAACAAUAUGGGAUUUAUAUGCCGAAUGGUAUAUCGGCUUAAAUGGCCAACCUUCUAUUAGAAAGCUCAUUGAAGACUAUGGGUAUAGGCGCUGGAAAGUUAGUGAUGACUCCCAUUUUUUCCCGACAAGAAGAGUGAUUAUUGAUUAUAUCGAGACUGAAUGUGAUCGUGGUAUUAAAUUAGGUAGAUUCACCAACCCGAAUCAACCUCGAGAAGAUAUUAGAAAGAUAAUUGUUGGUGAUCUGGAAAGGUUUAGGAUCAACAAUGCACUGACUUUAAACUCUUUGUCAGUUUACUUCCGUAAAUUGAUCAAAGAAAAUAAUGAGAUAUGCAUAUUCGAGAACUUCAAUAACUGGCAAGUACGAGCAAUGACGGAGGAAGAGAAGAUACGUUACUGUAAACGUCAACAUGGGCCUGCGGAUAGAAAUGUUACCACGACUAACGAAUCACAUUCUUCAGUUACUGAUAGCCAAAGACCUAACAUGAUUGCAAAGCAAACUUUCAAUAACCCGAUAGAGAAUCCAACUACAACUAGUAUAGAGAGGGAAAGUUCAAGCUCUUCCGAAAAAAACAGUUCCCCUAGGCAAGAAGAUGCUGAGGUUGGUAAUACCUUACCAAAAAAUGCUGAUGCAGAUGAUGAUAGGAACAAUGAGCAUAAUGACAAUGUUACGAAUAAUGAAUUUAACGACAAGGACGAGACAGCGUAG